Saimiri boliviensis boliviensis (Bolivian squirrel monkey) is the source of this 1035-nucleotide messenger RNA. The record is from RefSeq and is a predicted model, not a curated record. NCBI's taxonomy places the organism in Eukaryota, Metazoa, Chordata, Mammalia, Primates, Cebidae.
AGGUAUGGAGGAGCGCUUGGUGUGCUUACCCGGGAGUGGGUGCCCUAGGGGGUCGUGGCGGGUGCGAGAAGCGUCGUCUCCCUCGGACUGGGGCGCUCCGAGCCCUAGCGCGUCCCUGCUGAGCGGCUGCCCGUUGCCCGCGACCACUGCUCACCUUCCAGGGCGCUCGCCAGGCGUGUCCUGCGUGCCCGGGUGCCCCGGCCUGCCUAGGGAGCGGCUAGCGCGGUUUCCAGCGGGCCCGGGGGCACUCUGGCUGGGCGAGCGGCGAAGGCGCCCUCUUCUGAAGCGGCGCGAGAAGGACGCCAGGGAUCUUGGCAAGCGGUGGCUCAGGACCCGCGCGGACUCAGGUGCGGACUCGGGCGCGGACUCCGGCUGCCCUCGGCUGCGCUCAGCUCCCGGGGCCUGCGCUCGCCGCUCGCCGCUCGCCCGAGCUCUCCUCCUAGCCGGGCGAGAUCUCUGGCGCGGGCCUCCGAAACUGCUUUAUAAGGCCCCGGCGGCCGCUUUGAUCCGCCCACGUCAGCGCGCCGCAGCCCCACCGGGUGGCCCUGGCCGCGCACGGGGGACGGGGGCGGGGUCCCCGCGGACGCCACUGACCUGCGGCGCUCGCCGCUCCAGAGAACUUCGCACUCUGUCGAGUUACAAAGGGGGACUCGUUCAUUACAGCUGGUGUUUACUAAGCAUGCGUGCUGCGUGCCUGGUACACGCGUGGAGCCCGGGUAAGGCCCUUCUAGAAUCGUCGCAGCAACCAGGCAAGGAGCCUCAACCCGCCAGAGGGAAGUCAGACUUGGGUCUCAGUCAUGGAGCCGGCAUCCUUAGCUGUUGGUCCCGCAGCGUGAUUGCUAUAGGCGUCGGAGUUCCCGAAACUUGCCUUUGCGUCCUAGUCCUGGCCGUCUCUUCAAGCCUCUGGUUCCAGUCGUGGAAAACCAAUCAACGAUCCUGCAGGAGAAAGAGACACGAGGACUUGGCGCUGCAAAGCCCGCUGCUGUAAACCUUAGCUGCAGAUGAAAUGGCACUCCUAGGCUGCCCCACACCCAG